AUGGCUUCGGUCUUCUCAUGGGAAUCGGAACUGGAAUUACCAUGUAGCUGGGAUGCUCGAUCAAGGUAUCGCAAUGCUCAAGUUCGCCAUUACGAAUCAACCCCCCAAAGUGCGCUAGGAGAGGUUAACAUGAGAGGUUGGAAUUGGCUUCUAGCUAUCUUGACGCCAGCCAAGCCACCAGGAGGUGUUUAUAGUGGCUACGAUGUUGAUCCAGCUAUUUCCAGCGGCUUCAACAUUAUCUCUUAUAACAUGGGCGUUUUUGCCCACGCUGUCACCACGAUCACACAAGAGGAACGAAAGGGUCGUAUCCAAACGUGUCGCCCAUGCUACAUACCCAAGCAGAAAGUGUGUAAACCUAACUCCAAGGUCACAAAAGGAUCCAGAAGCGCUGGUGUUGAUUCUAUAUUUUCGUGUGACAGAUACGGCCCGAUAUCAAGCUAUCAUGACGCGUUAAGAUGCCGCGAGAGGAGACGUACUUUCAACGUCUCUGAACUGAAGCGCCUUGCUGCCCUAGCGGUUCAGCAAGAAGAAGGUGACGUCGCCGGUUUCGAAAAGCUUGCCAAAGGAGGAUCCAACCGAAGUUUUAAGAUCACCAUGCGAAACGGCUUCCAAUUUGUUGCGCGAAUUCCUUACCCUGUUACCGAACCAAAAUUCCUGGUGGUCGCAAAUUUGGACGAGCUCUUCAGCCAUUUCAGCGUCUUCGCAGAGAGAUGUACAAUUACAAGGCCCCAAUCCCACCUCGAACUUAUUGCGAAUCUGGAGAAAUACCUGCAAAUUGCGCCUCACCUUAUACCGCGUGAUUGUCCUGCUCUUCAUCGUCCGGUCAUCCGACAUCCCGAUCUUCAACCCAACAACAUAUUUGUUUCCAAUGAGCUAGAAAUCAAAGGGUUAAUCGAUUGGCAACAUAGUGCGCAUGUCAAUGACCCUUGGGAGGGUGACAAUGUGACCUUGAAGGCUGAUUUAGUUGCACUAUUGACAAAUUGGAGUUGGAAGUGA
Histoplasma mississippiense is the source of this 996-nucleotide messenger RNA. RefSeq lists its product with no specific name. NCBI's taxonomy places the organism in Eukaryota, Fungi, Ascomycota, Eurotiomycetes, Onygenales, Ajellomycetaceae. The transcript has 6 exons. The record is from RefSeq and is a predicted model, not a curated record. Gene Ontology annotation, cellular component: mitochondrion. The coding region runs from base 1 to 996 and encodes 331 amino acids.